This is a messenger RNA of Priapulus caudatus, 2456 nucleotides long. RefSeq lists its product as uncharacterized. NCBI's taxonomy places the organism in Eukaryota, Metazoa, Priapulida, Priapulimorpha, Priapulimorphida, Priapulidae. The transcript has a single exon. The record is from RefSeq and is a predicted model, not a curated record.
GUGGCGUGGUAUCGUCUAUGGACGCCGCUUCUCCGCGUUUUUCUCCGUCCGGCUUGUGAUGCGACCACGUGACGUUGCGGUGGCUCCCUCGCCUUCCACCAUCUUCCUGGAUGUGACCUGCUUGAGCGACGUAACCACGCUCCCCUUGAAUGUCGGGGUUGUUCGGCCGGAUUGUGCACACCCGGUCUGCACAUGCAUUGUUGCACUUGUGUCUGCCGUAUGAUAGACGUCGUGGCACUUCGUUGCCAAGCAUUGUUUUAUCAGAACGUCGCUUUGAUGACUGUGAUUGGCUGCAGCUAGCUGUUAAUCAAUACUAGGCAGAUCGGUCGCGAUCUGUUUAAAGCGAUGGCAGUUGAUUCCAGUAAAACCAUCGUAACCGGAAAUCGUCGUCGGUAAACGAGUAUUGUAAUGACUAAUUAGACGCGGAAAGUAUCGUCCACAGGCGGCUGGUUGUAAAUUUCGGUGUGAUUAUCGAUUUUCGGCCGUCGCUCACGAUGAACGUAAUAUCUCGGCCGAAACCUAGCAGCGAAAGCAGCAGUGAUCUAUCAAGCAAGCAGCAACGUGGCGGCAGUUGCUUUGUGCUGAGUGAAAUCUCGUGUUUGCCCCCCCCCCCCCCCGUCGGUAUGGCUCGUUUCACACGCGUUGGUAAAAUCCGCAUAACAUACAUAAUGCAGAGGCAAGAAGAAACCAUUCAAAAAGAGUUGGAGACAGUGACGAAAUCUCGUCGAUCAAAUAUUAUAUAUAUAUAUAUAUAUAUAUAUAUAUAUAUAUAUAUAUAUAUAUAUAUCAGGAGUUCCCUCGAGAUAACAACAAUUUAUGCGUUUCGUUGCCACGCGAAAAGGUUAAAAUGGCUUCCAUUAUAUAGUGACCGAAAUUUCUUAAUAAAAAUGUAUUUUGAUCUUGGAAUGGCAUACAAAGAUAUACUGCUCAUGCUAGGUCAUCACCACGACAGGCUUUUAAGUAAAAGGCACCUUGAACGGAUAUUAAGUGCAGCGCAUCUUCAUUGUAGAAGAUACAGCCGUGUGGACGAUGUUGUACAAUUCAUCCAGAGUCAGUUACAUGGUUCGGGCCAAUUACACGGGUAUCGCAUAAUGUAUGCCAAAUGUCAACAAAGUGGCAUUCGUGUAAGAAAAGAGGAUGUACGAUUGAUACUAACAAGUCUCUUGUCAAGACGUGCCUACUUUGCGAACGGACCCAAUUACAUCUGGCAUGUCGAUGGUUAUGACAAGUUGAAACCAUACGGAUUAUGCAUAAGCGGAUGAAUAGACGGUUUCUCAAGAAAAACAAUCUGGUUAAAUGUGUACAGUACAAAUAAUGACCCAACAAUAAUUGGAGGAUACUUUUUAGAAGCUGUGAAGGAGUGUGGAGGGUGUCCCCAAGUCGUGCGCGGUGACCGCGGCACGGAAAUUGUACAUAAAAAUGGAACGAUAUAAUAUCUCGUGGGAACGAGAUAAAAUAAUCCCGGGCUCUGUAGUCCUGGCCCCUUUUAUCAGAUGAAAGUAACGUGCGUGAGAAUUGUAUUUUAAAGCCAUGUCUUUGAAGCGAUGCGCCUGUUUGUCCGAAACCGAUGGGGACCACUGCAUGUGUGUGUGUGCGUGCGUGCGUGCGUGCAUGUAUGCGUGCGUGCGUGCGUGCGUGCGUGUAUAUAUAUAUAUAUAUUGUAUUGUAUAGGUAUUGUAUAUUUCUUGGGUUCUUGGGAGUAUCGUGUAGAGGUUUAUGUGAAUGAUGACAUUUUGGACUACUCUCUGGCACGCUGUACUAAUAUCACAGUGAGACCAGCUUUGUGCGUUCGCUACAUUAUUAAUAUCUUCGCAUUAAUAUCUGGUGAGCAUUUUAUAAGGGUAUAUAUUUCAGGGUUAUGCUUGAUUUUCUUCUCAAGUCAGUUUUUUUUCCAAUCAUGGCAUCAGUUACGAUAUUAGAACACACGUGAACACAUGUCUGUAUGUGUGUGCGUACGCGCGCGUGCAUGCGUUCGCAUGUGUGUGUGCGCGCGUGCGUGCGCGCGUGCGUGCGUUCGCAUGUGUGUGUGCGCGCGUGCGUGCGUUCGCAUGUGUGUGCGUGUGUAUGUAUGUAUAUAUAGAUCUGUGUUGAUGAGUAUAGGCCUAUCCCGUGACGUUAAUUUUCUGUAUAAAAGCAACUUUGUAUACCAGCGCAUGCCCAGACCCGCCUCCGAUCCAUGUUCACUAGACUUCUCCCUUUCCAGUAUUCCUAGACCUGCUCCUGUCAGGGCGUGGUGGCGUAAUGUCAGGUAAUCUAUCUAUCUAUGUAUCUAUCUAUCUAUCUAUGUAUCUAUCUAUCUAUCUAUCUAUCUAUCUAUCUAUGUAUCUAUCUAUCUAUCUAUCUAUCUAUCUAUAUCUGUAUAUAUGCGUGUGCGUUUGUGGAAAACUGUAAUAAGAUCUGUAGGUGUAAAAACUUGUGUCAGUGGAAAAUAAAUGAUUUUGUGCCUUUACCCUAUA